Perkinsus marinus ATCC 50983 is the source of this 1018-nucleotide messenger RNA. RefSeq lists its product as hypothetical. Lineage: Eukaryota; Perkinsozoa; Perkinsida; Perkinsidae. The annotation marks the transcript as partial. The transcript has a single exon. The record is from RefSeq and is a predicted model, not a curated record.
AUGUCAUUCUGGGGCCUGAAAUUCGAUCAUUCCCACUGCAAGGCUAACGAUACCUCUUACUUCCGUUGUCCGGAGACGCUGGCUUCAAGGAUGGUCGACGGCAUCAGAACCCUCGGGAAGGCUGGAGAGUUACAGAGGCCUACCGUGCUUAUUAUUGAUGAGGUUGUCACUGUGUUCGAUUCUAUGCUCCUAGCGACGGAUCAAGCCCUGCGUGAGCUACGCCAAGAGCAUGGACUGUUUGGCAACGUACAUAUGAUCUUUAUUGGAGAUCCUCUACAGCUCCAGGGUGCUACUCCCGAAAGGUACGGUGCGUAUAGUGACAUAGAGGUCGCUCCUAUAUGGGAAUGUGAGCUUUGGAACGUUAUGCCAUUGAAAACUUACUUCUUGAGGUCAUUCAAUCGCGGAUCCAGCAGUUCUGCACUAUGCAGACCUGGACGCCGUGGCCGCCGACCGCUGCCUUACACGAGUCCUGGCCCUGAUAUCCCAUAUAUGGAAUUCCUGGCCGAGAUCAGAGGCGCUAAUACAGGAAGUCCUCUCUCGGAGUCGGCGAGUGGAGUGGCUGCUGCCAUUCGUGACGUUGAGGGCGAGCAUGAGCCAGAGUGGACUGCCGUUACAAUUUACCGUGCUACCGCAGAUCGGAUAAACGAGCGGCACCUUCGCGAACUCCCAGGCGAUGUUGUGACCUUCAAAGCCGGUGUAACUGACAAUCGGGUGGGAGAAGAUCACGAUAUAGGUAUUUUAGCCGUACCUCUUGUGAUAAAUCUCAAGCCCGGCUGUCGGAUCAUGUUCACUACGAACUGCAGGGGCAAAUUCUGCAAUGGGGAUCUCGGCAUCAUCAGCGAGUUCAUGAACAUCGAGAGCGAGACGAACUCGGUUCAGUACACCGAUGAGUACGCUGACUCUGAGACUUCUAUGGCAUGCAUUCGUGUGAGGCUGGAUCGCACCGGCCAGGAUAUUGUGGUGUUCCCAAUCACACAAAUCGUGGCCAAGGACGACGGUUCGCUCCUCUACAGGAGAU